GCAUUAUAAAGAUAGACCAGGUGCCAUUGUGUCAACUGUGCAGAGGCUGUUGGAUGUGUCCAUGAAAAAGGGAGCAGCAGUCAAGAAAGAACUACAGCAGCUUUAAGAACAGAAUGGUUGCUAGUCUGUUAAAUGCAUUAGUUGCAUGAUCACACUGACAAUUGGAUUGGGAGGGACAACUUUGAACACCCCCUCAGGCCUUGUGGACCUAACCCUACCAGUUAAGGUGUCCUCCAUCCCUGAGCAUGGGGACAGAAGACUAUAUCCGAACAAUAGAAUGGCAGAUGAUGGACAAGCACAAGUUCUUUCCCCUAAGCAUGUUAAGUUCCUUCACCAUUCGAUGCAUCCUCUAUCCCCUGACAUUGAUAAAGACGAGGAUACAAAUUCAGCAUCGGGAAGGCAUGUAUCGUGGCACUAUUGAUGCUUUUAGUAAGAUAUUUAGAACUGAAGGGAUUAGUGGACUCUAUAAAGGCUUCUGGGUAAGUACUGCCCAGAUUUUUUCUGGGGUGUUUUACAUCACGACGUAUGAAAAUGUACGUCACAUCCUUGCCAGAAACAAUCUUCAUGACCGGACACUGAAGGCAUUGGUGAGUGGUGGGUGUGCAUCAGCAGUAGGUCAGACUAUCAUUGUCCCAUUUGAUGUGAUCUCCCAACAUGUGAUGGUGCUUGGUCAGACAGACAAUUGCCCAAAGCAUGGAAAAGUUGUUGUGAAUCCCCUGGAUAUCAAGUUUCAUGAACGUACAAAAACUCAAGUUAUUGUGGAUAUCACAAGAGAACUGUACAAGCGUGAUGGCAUCAGAGGCUUCUAUCGUGGAUAUUUGGCUUCCUUGUAUGCUUAUGUACCUAACAGUGCAUUGUGGUGGUCAUUCUACCACUACUAUCAAGAUCAGUUGAGGAGCAUUAGCCCUCCAUGGGUAUCUCAUCUACUUCUGCAAGUUGUGGCAGCACCAUUAGGGGGAAUGACUACCACCAUUCUAACUAAUCCUUUGGACAUUGUCCGUGCCAGACUACAGGUGCAGCGCCUGGAUUCCUUUUCAAGGACAUUUUUACUUCUGUGGAAUGAGGAGAGAUGGAACAUUUUCACAAAGGGUCUUUCAGCCCGAAUCUUCCAGUCAUGUUUUUUCAGUUUUGCCAUUGUCCUCGGCUAUGAGUCAAUCAAACGUAUGAGUAUCAAUGAGGAGUACAAGGAGGGGGUACGUUGGUGAUGUGGUGCUUUCCUUGUCUUUUUUCUCAGUAGGACAACUAAUUUUUUUGUUUCCUGCUGUAUGAAACAUCCAAGUUUAGUGCAAUAUGGUCUAGUGAUUGUUGAUUGCUCCCAUUUUACCUUAGAGAGC
This is a messenger RNA of Darwinula stevensoni, 1334 nucleotides long. The record is from the annotation of a GenBank genome assembly. NCBI's taxonomy places the organism in Eukaryota, Metazoa, Arthropoda, Ostracoda, Podocopida, Darwinulidae.